AUGUCCCAAGAGAGACUGAACAGCCUUGCAAUACUCUCCAUAGAAAGUCAGUUGGCCAAAAACCUGGACUUUAAAGACCUGAUCAGAAACUUUGCAAAUGCAAAGACCCCUAGAGGGAAAUACUGUAAGUACAUAUACACCAACACCUACGCCAACACUAACACUUACACAAACACAAACAACUACACCAACAACUACACCAACACAAACAACUACGCCAACACAAACAACUACACUAACACUUACACAAACACAAACAACUACACCAACACCUACACCAACACUUACACUAACACUUACACAAACACAAACAACUACACUAACACUUACACCAACAACUACACCAACACAAACACUUACACCAACACCUACACCAACACCUACACCAACACUAACACUUACACAAACACAAACAACUACACUAACACUUACACCAACAACUACACCAACACAAACAACUACACUAACACUUACACUUACACCAACACAAACAACUACACCAACACAAACAACUACACCAACACUUACACCAACACAAACAACUACACCAACACAAACAACUACACCAACACUUACACCAACACAAACAACUACACAAACAACUACACAAACACAAACAACUACACCAACACUUACACCAACACAAACAACUACACCAACACAAACAACUACACCAACACUUACACCAACACAAACAACUACACCAACACAAACAACUACACCAACACUUACACCAACACAAACAACUACACAAACAACUACACAAACACAAACAACUACACCAACACUUACACCAACACAAACAACUACACCAACACAAACAACUACAACUACACAAACACAAACAACUACACCAACACAAACACAAACAACUACACCAACACUUACACCAACACAAACAACUACACCAACACAAACAACUACAACUACACAAACACAAACAACUACACAAACACAAACAACUACACCAACACUUACACCAACACAAACACCUACACCAACACUUACACCAACACAAACAACUACACCAACACAAACAACUACACUAACACUUACACCAACACAAACAACUACACCAACACUUACACCAACACAAACAACUACACCAACACUUACACAAACAACUACACCAACACAAACAACUACAACUACACAAACAACUACACAAACACAAACAACUACACCAACACUUACACCAACACAAACACCUACACCAACACUUACACCAACACAAACAACUACACCAACACAAACAACUACACCAACACUUACACCAACACAAACAACUACACCAACACAAACAACUACACUAACACUUACACCAACACAAACAACUACACCAACACUUACACCAACACAAACAACUACACAAACAACUACACCAACACAAACAACUACAACUACACAAACACAAACAACUACACCAACACUUACACCAACACAAACAACUACACCAACACAAACAACUACACCAACACUUACACCAACACAAACAACUACACCAACACAAACAACUACACCAACACUUACACAAACACAAACAACUACACCAACACAAACAACUACACCAACACUUACACCAACACAAACAACUACACCAACACUUACACCAACAGAAAACAACUACACCAACACUUACACAAACACAAACAACUACACCAACACAAACAACUACACAAACACAAACAACUACACAAACACAAACAACUACACCAACACAAACAACUACACUAA
Molecule: messenger RNA, 1734 nt
Organism: Knipowitschia caucasica
Lineage: Eukaryota; Metazoa; Chordata; Actinopteri; Gobiiformes; Gobiidae
Source: the annotation of a GenBank genome assembly